AUGCCACUUUUUUAUAAAGCACAAGGGAAACUAUCCAAAAAAGAACAAAGUGCUGCACGUCUUGAGAAUUUCCGAAAAGAAGUAACCACAGACUCUCACAUUAUACCUCUAGAAGAACUCUGCGAACGCCUCUAUACAGAUCCAGUGACAGGUUUAACUACGGAACAAGCGAAGGAGGUAUUAAAAAGAACGGGUCCAAACAUGUUAACCCCCGCACGAAAAGCAUCAGAACUUUCAAAGUUCAUGACAGCUUUGUUUGCAGGGUUUUCGAUGUUGCUUUGGAUUGGAGCACUGUUAUGUUACAUUAGUGUUUUAAUUGAUUACUUAGAUGAUGGUCAGGUGGAUUGGGAUAACGCAGUACUGGGAGCGGUACUCGUCGUUGUAGUGUUGGUAACAGGAAGUUUCAUGUAUUACCAAGAACGAAAAAGCCAGAGUAUCAUGGAAUCUUUCGCUACUAUGGUACCAACGAAAGCUACAGUAGUUCGUAAUGGUGACGUGAGCGUAAUCGAUUCCAAAGAUGUCGUCCUUGGUGACUUAGUAGAAAUUAAAUUUGGAGAUCGCAUUCCGGCAGAUAUUCGGAUUAUCGAGUGCAGUUCAUUAAAAGUUGACUAUGCUUGUAUUACGGGAGAGUCAGAACCUCAAAUACGCAGCAACACCUACACAGACACUAAUUUUCUUGAAACGAAAAAUGUUGGUUUAUUCAGUAUGAACGUUGUAGAAGGGACUGGUAGAGGGAUUGUUAUAGCUUGUGGUGAUCAAACCGUCAUGGGCCACAUCGCAGGUUUGACCGCCAGACUUAAGCCCAACAAAACUCCCAUGGCAAAAGAGUUGUCACGUUUUAUGAAAAUAAUAAGUGUAUGGGCUAUCUGUUUAGGUGUAUCUCUCGCCAUUACUUUAAUGUUUUUGGGACACAGUCUCAUCGAAACUCUUUUAUUUGCUAUUGGAAUGAUUGUGGCUAAUGUUCCUGAAGGUCUUCUAGCCACUGUAAUUGUGUGUUUGACUGUUACGGCGAAAAAAAUGGCGUCACAAAAUUGUCUGAUCAAGAAACUAGAUUCCGUUGAAACGCUAGGAUGCACAUCCGUUGUUUGUUCGGACAAAACUGGAACUUUGACUCAAAACAGAAUGACGGUAUGUCACGUUUGGUACAAUCUAAAGAUGAUAGACGUCAGUCCGGGACAGUCUUACACGCCACCACAAUCGAGUGAACAAGGUUACAAGAGCUUCAUAAGAUGUGCUGCACUGUGUAACAGAGCAGAAUUUUUUCCCGAUCAAGAACAAAUACCAGUCAUGAAAAGAACAUUCCGUGGAGACGCGUCCGAAGGCGCCAUUUUGAAAUACGUCGAAGCUGUACAGUUUUUAAGUCAUGAUUUUAAACAAAAAAAUCCAAAGUUGGUCGAAGUACCUUUCAGUUCUGCAACUAAAUAUCAGACAAGCGUACAUGCAGUCAAAAAUGGCAAAUGUCUGGUAGUGAUGAAAGGUGCUCCUGAGGUGGUUUUGGAACGUUGCAGCAGUAUCUUGCUGAACGAAAAAACGACACCCAUAACUAAAGAAUUGUUAGAAGCAUGCAAUAAAGCAUGUUUAGAAUUUGCAGAAAUGGGGGAAAGAGUAUUAGGCUUUUGCGAUUUAGAACUAGGAAAAGAAUAUACACACAAAUUUUCCUUCACAGCUGAGCCUGCAAAUUUUCCUCAACGAGGUCUUAGAUUUUUAGGGUUUGUUUCCAUGAUCGAUCCACCAAGACCUCAGGUGCCUGACGCUAUAAUAAAGUGCAAAGAAGCCGGAAUAAAAGUGACCAUGGUGACAGGAGACCAUCCAAUCACAGCAAAAGCUAUAGCCAGGAAAGUGGGGAUUAUCACUGACACAACCAUUCUAGAAUUUAAACAUGUUAAAGCCUUAAGAAAAAUUCCGAGCGUUUAUGGUGGUAUAGCUAGGAAAUAUUCAAACAUACUAGAAAAGCCCGGUGCUUUAGUCAUACAUGGGUCAGUCCUUAAAGAUUUAAUGGACGAGGAACUUGACACUAUACUUUUCCAUCAUCCCGAAAUUGUUUUUGCGCGGACAUCACCCACCCAGAAGCUACAAAUAGUUGAAGGGUAUCAACGAUUAGGAGAAAUAGUGGCUGUUACUGGGGACGGUGUUAAUGAUGCGCCUGCUUUGAAAAAAGCGGACACUGGAAUAGCUAUGGGUAUUACAGGAACAGAAGUUUCUCAACAAGCUGCGGACAUUCUUUUAUUAGACGAUAAUUUUGCUUCGAUUAUCCUAGGAAUUGAAGAGGGACGACGAAUUUUUGAUAAUCUCAAAAAAUCUAUCACGUAUACUUUGGCGUCGAAUGUACCAGAAAUUGUACCUUUUCUGAGUUAUUCUUUCGUAGGGAUUCCGCUUCCUUUAGGAGUUAUCGCAAUACUUUGUAUCGAUCUUCUCACGGAUAUGAUGCCUGCCAUAAGUUUGGCGUACGAAAAAGCAGAAAGGGAUAUUAUGUUACGACCUCCACGAAAUCCUUUAAGAGACAGAUUAGUGAAUAGGAAAUUGUAUUUCCUAGCAUAUGGUAACCUAGGGAUGUUAGAAACUCUCGGACUUUUUUUGGUAUACUUCUUGGUAAUGGCAGAACAUGGUUUUUUACCUUCAACUCUAUUUGGUAGUCGAGAUGUAUGGGAAAGUCGAGAUGCCAAUAUGACUGAUAAUUAUGGCAGAAACUGGACAUUUUCUGAAAGAUUGACCUUACAACAUUCCUGUUAUACUGCGUGUAUGAUGUCUGUAGUUGUAACACAAUGGGCAAAUCUUAUUGCUUGUAAAACUCGUAUCAAUUCAAUUGUCAAACAAGGGAUGGAUAAUCAUAUCCUUACAGCAAGUUUAUUUAUCGAAACUAUUUUUACGUUAAUACUUUCCUACACGCCAUAUAUGUACUACUUAGACUUUUUCCCACUUAGGUGGUGGUGGUGGUUGUAUGCCUUACCAUUUUCAGCCCUGCUCUUAUGCUUCGACGAAUUGCGCAAAUCGCACGUACGUCGUUACCCUAAAGGGUGGUAUCAAAGGGAAACAUAUUAUUAG
Zophobas morio is the source of this 3042-nucleotide messenger RNA. RefSeq names its product sodium/potassium-transporting ATPase subunit alpha-B-like. NCBI's taxonomy places the organism in Eukaryota, Metazoa, Arthropoda, Insecta, Coleoptera, Tenebrionidae. The transcript has 14 exons. Gene Ontology annotation, cellular component: plasma membrane. Gene Ontology annotation, biological process: proton transmembrane transport; intracellular sodium ion homeostasis; sodium ion export across plasma membrane. The record is from RefSeq and is a predicted model, not a curated record. Bases 1 to 3042 code for a protein of 1013 amino acids. Gene Ontology annotation, molecular function: ATP binding; P-type sodium:potassium-exchanging transporter activity; ATP hydrolysis activity.